This is a messenger RNA of Exophiala aquamarina CBS 119918, 1536 nucleotides long. RefSeq lists its product as uncharacterized. Gene Ontology annotation, biological process: proteolysis. The transcript has a single exon. Gene Ontology annotation, cellular component: fungal-type vacuole. Gene Ontology annotation, molecular function: metalloaminopeptidase activity; zinc ion binding. Bases 1 to 1536 code for a protein of 511 amino acids. The record is from RefSeq and is a predicted model, not a curated record. Lineage: Eukaryota; Fungi; Ascomycota; Eurotiomycetes; Chaetothyriales; Herpotrichiellaceae.
AUGGUCCGCAAGACAUCCUCUGGCUUCUUCACUUCAAUACACGAAGACAUUCCUCUCCAUGUAUCUAGAGGGUAUGACCGGAUGGUGCAGCAUACCGUAUAUCCACUCGAAUCACGGCAGUCCUCUCCUCCAGCCGCCGUCCGGGCUUCGUUCUCUCCGGAGACAUACAUAAAACCAUAUCUCGACUUCAUGACAAACAACCCUACUGUGUAUCACGCAGUUGACGCUUUCACCUCACAACUCGCCGCAGCUGGCUAUGAAUACCUCUCAGAGAGAACCUUGUGGAAGAUAAAGCCUGGUGGGAAAUACUAUACAAAGCGGAAUAGCAGCGCUUUCAUCGCCUUUGCUGUGGGCAAGGACUACAAGCCUGGAAAUGGCCUCGGCAUCGUCGCCGGCCAUAUCGACGCCCUGACUGCCAGAAUCAAGCCUGUCCCCACCCUCUCCACCAAGGCUGGUUAUGUACAGCUAGGAGUGGCUCCUUACGCCGGCGGGAUGAAUUUCACCUGGUGGGAUCGAGACUUGGGUAUUGGUGGCAAGGUUCUGGUCAAGGGAAAGGACGGGAAGAUAGUUGAGAAACUGGUCAAACUUGACUGGCCAAUUGCGAGGAUACCGACACUCGCUCCUCAUUUUGGUGCUGCCGCCCAAGGCCCUUUUAAUUUGGAAACUAAUAUGGUGCCAAUCAUUGGCUUGGACAACUCUGACCUAACAGGCAAAAAGGAGCCAUCCUUGAAUCUUCCUGCUGGAACUUUUGUCGCCAAACAGCCCGAGAGGCUGGUCAAGGCAAUAGCUGGGGAGCUCGGCGUCCAAGAAUACACCUCAAUCAUCAACUGGGAACUCGAGCUGUUCGAUAUUCAGCCAGCCCAGCUUGGUGGACUGGACAGGGAGCUCAUCUUCGCCGGCAGAAUUGACGACAAAUUAUGCUGUUUUGCGGCAAUCGAAGCUCUCUUGGCUUCUUCUGAUGAUGCCUCUCCAGGCAUUGUGAAGAUGGUCGGGUGCUUUGAUAACGAAGAAAUUGGCAGUUACCUUCGGCAAGGUGCUAGGAGCAAUUUCAUGUCCAGUGUCAUCGAAAGAAUUGUUGAGUCUGUGUCUGAUCGCAAUGGUCCCAACCUAGUCAGCCAAACCAUGGCCAAUUCCUUCCUCGUCUCGUCAGAUGUGAUCCAUGCUGUCAAUCCCAACUUUCUAAACGCUUAUCUCGAAAACCAUGCACCGCGAUUGAACGUCGGGAUCGCAGUGUCAGCAGACCCAAAUGGACAUAUGACCACCGACUCGGCUUCGACAGCUUUGUUGUCACGUAUUGCAGAGAAGAGUGGUAGCACACUUCAAGUUUUCCAAAUACGCAACGACUCCCGCAGUGGAGGUACCAUAGGUCCCAUGACUUCCUCACAGUUGGGCUGUCGCGCCAUCGAUUGUGGCAUUCCACAACUAAGUAUGCAUUCGAUUCGCGCCACUACUGGAUCACUCGACCCAGGCCUCGGGGUCAAACUGUAUCAAGGGUUCUUCGACCACUACGAAGAGGUGGACAAGGAGUUUGAAUAG